Molecule: messenger RNA, 1083 nt
Organism: Ruditapes philippinarum (Manila clam)
Lineage: Eukaryota; Metazoa; Mollusca; Bivalvia; Venerida; Veneridae
Exons: 8
Coding region: 436-1083 (215 amino acids)
Source: RefSeq, a predicted model, not a curated record
AAGCAACUGGAAUGAUACUAAAGUGAAAAUGACGGGUUACCCAUCUUUUGUUAUGAAAGGCAAAUUUCAUAACCACUGUGAGACGCCUUGAUAAAGGACUUAACAGUCAUAUUAUUGCUUCCCAUCCAAUCCAAGUAGUACAGAUCACUGGCUUGACAUAUGCUAUUUUAAAUGAAACAUCAGCCCUCAGCAUGACAGUUGUUCCCGUCAGUACGUAACGCUUUUACAGGACAGAUCAAGGUCGCAUGCCAAAGUGAAAUUCCUGUCAAAGGAGCAUUCUUCAUCACAUCAGGGAAGCUUUCAAGUGAGACAAGAAUCGAUAACCAGAAUGUAGUAGAUAAAACCAAAAUUAAAUACAGUGACUAUUUGAUAAGUACUAAAGAAGCUAAUAGUCUAUCAUUUACAAUAGAGAAUACAGACGGUGCCAGCGGCAUAAUGAAAUGUGACGAUCAAGCAACCAUGCCAACCUCUGUUAUCUUCAACGAGAAUGUCGACAAUACUCAAGUAUUUUCUCCAAAUUAUAAUGGAGGCACUUGUUAUGAGGGUGGGAAAGCGAGUACAGUAUUCGACUCCUCAAUGAGCAGCUCAGCACCCUACACGCUUAGUCUUCUAGAUCAUCCAGAACAUGUUUUACAGAUGAGAGUUAAAGUAUGUGGCGAAGCUGCAUUACAAUUCUUCAUGAAUGACGGUGACCUCACGAAUUCUGUGUUCCUUACAGUAACACAUACUCAGGUGACAAUCACCAAAUGUUUAGUGGAUUGUGGAACGGGUCAGGCGGCAGUUAUAAGCGAUACUAAACGAUUUAAUUCUGAAGACAGUGCAAAGUGGAAUUGUAAAACGGACAUGGCUUUUUUCUGGUUUACUCAAAAGACUGAGGCUUCAAAAAACUAUUUUUGCUUCGGGAUUGGCAAAUACGACGACACCAAAUGCACGGGAAAUGAAACAGAAAGCUUCUUCGAAGUAUCUAGUCCGUUUAAAAUGAUUAAAUUGAUGGGUGUAGCAUCCGACGCAGCCUUUAAUUGGGAUUUCAUUGAUAAAGCAGGGUGUGAUGUUUACGAAUCAGACUGGCGGUGUAUCGGAUAG